UUUUUAAAUGGGAGGGAGAGCAAGGAGGACCAGCACAAAUCAGAGGAUACAGCAUCACCUCAGCGAGACAAGAUAACAAAGAGCCUCACCAGGAGUACGAGUACAGACACAAAGACAAAAAUAUCCCCAAUAAGGAGAAGUGGAACCAGAAGUGAAGAUGAACCUGUUAGUCAUCCUCGCUGUAUUUGCCGCUCUAAGUGUUGAUGUGGCUUUUUCAGGAAAAAGGUCCAAAAAGAGAUGGUUACCUGAGCCCCGGGAGACUAACAAUGAGAUGUGUCGGUCUGGAGACGGGAGCAGCUACAGAGGAUUUGUGUCAGAGUCGGCAUACGGAAGCAGAUGCAUCAACUGGAACAGAUUCACUCAACCAAGAGGAGCUUCAAAAGGACUUGGGGACCAUAACUACUGCAGGAAUCCAAACGGGAGUUUGAUGCCGUGGUGUCGUGUCCGCAGAGGACAGAAGUACUUAAGAGAAUUCUGUGAUGUUCCCAGAUGUUCUACAGAGACGGUGAAACCUCCUCAGGCCGUGGAUACAGAGCUGACAUGUGGGGAGAGGUCUGAGCGGAGGCUGAAUAAAAUUGUAGGUGGCUCCUUCUCACCUAUCGAGUCUCAGCCAUGGGUGGCUGCCCUCUUUCAGCAGCGUUCUGGUUUCCUGUGUGGUGGCUCUCUCAUCGCACCGUGCUGGGUUGUCACAGCCGCACACUGUUUCUCAGACGGCGACGACACCAACAUCAAGCAUCUGUCUGUUUACCUGGGGAAGUCUGCCAUCAAUGAAACUGAGGCUGACAAGGAACAGAGCUUCACGGUGGAGAAACUCAUCAUCCAUCAGAAAUUCAACGAGUCCAAUUUUGACAAUGACAUAGCGCUGUUGAAGAUCAAAAGCAGAAGUGGAGGAUGUGCGGUGAAGUCAGAGUCUGCUCGGACAGUGUGUCUUCCUCCGCUUCGCACUCAGCUUCCUGCAGGAAUUCAGUGCAGCAUCGCAGGAUUUGGACAUGAGAGAUCCUGUAUGUAGUGCAGAUACUCUAACCCACAGAUUAAUG
Messenger RNA from Labrus bergylta (ballan wrasse), 1037 nucleotides. The record is from RefSeq and is a predicted model, not a curated record. NCBI's taxonomy places the organism in Eukaryota, Metazoa, Chordata, Actinopteri, Labriformes, Labridae.